This is a messenger RNA of Hypanus sabinus (Atlantic stingray), 4391 nucleotides long. Its product is annotated as interferon alpha/beta receptor 2-like. The coding region runs from base 219 to 1754 and encodes 511 amino acids. NCBI's taxonomy places the organism in Eukaryota, Metazoa, Chordata, Chondrichthyes, Myliobatiformes, Dasyatidae. The record is from RefSeq and is a predicted model, not a curated record. Gene Ontology annotation, molecular function: protein binding. The transcript is spliced from 9 exons.
ACGGGUUGAGCGUUCGCCCCGCCCACUCGGCGACGUGAUGGUUCGGACGGCCGGUGUGGCUGCUGCGUGGUGUUGGCCAGGUUUUCUUGUUCGUCGGGGGUAGCUUGCAGUGGGCAAAGAUGAGGCUGUGUUGCCAACGAAGAUCUCCCAUCACUACCGGUAACAGCCAUGUUGGACAUUAGGUGACCUCACUUCAUCAAGGCAGAAGAAGGAGCAGGAUGAAAAAAGAAGACGGUAUCCAAUCAAAAAAGAGAAGUGUUGUUUUAAACAGCUUGAAUCUGUUUCAAGUUUUGGGCCUCCUUUAUUUUCUUCAUCCUGUUACUGGUCUGCUAAAUCCACCUCGCAAUUUAUCAAUUGUGUCAGAAAACUUCAUCCAUACCCUGACAUGGGAGCCGGGAGAAGAUGCUCCACUGACCACACGCUACAUAGUGGGAUACUUCUCUUACAGCGCACCGCAUCAGUUUUUCAAUGCAUGCAUUCUGAUCGUGAACCGAACCUGUGAUCUAACAGAUAGCUUUAGUGACAUCUAUGGGAACUACUGGCCACGGGUUAAAGCAGUUACCAAAAAUGAUGAAUCCAACUGGACUGAUGUGGAUCACCACUUUCAACCAUAUCAAGAUACACACAUACUGCCGCUUAAUGUUGAGCUCAUGGAAUCCCUCAAUGGAGAUUUUAAUGUGAUUUUUGAUAUUCCAACACCCCCACCACUUAUUGCACACAACUUAAAUGUUCAGUCAAUCGUAGAUAUCUACAUGACAUUAGAGUAUCACAUUACCAUAUAUAAAGAUGGAAAGUUGGAAGAGAACAGAGAUGUGUUGAAAAUGACAAGUAAAUCGCAUGUCGAAGAAAUAUAUGAAAAAGUGGAACCAAAUACAGAGUACUGCAUCACAAUAAAUAUAUAUUUCCUGAAAAAGGAAACUGAUCCUUUGGAAAGAAAAUGUAUAAUCACACAAAAUGCAAAGAAAGAUGAGGGUACGGAAGCAUCUCCAACACUGCUCGUGGCUAUUUUUUUCAUUUUCGGUGCUAUGCUCAUCAUCCUCUUGCUACUAUACAAAGCAGGUUGCCUUGCUUUCUUGAGCACAUAUGUUCCACAAUCACUGAAAAAUUUGAAAUACACCCAUGCUACCUACAAUUAUAAUGAUAUGCAAGAAAAAUUCAGUGCAAUGGACUAUAUUAGUGUACAGGAACAGAAGAUACAAGGCAUUGAAGAAGAGAGUGAAGAGGAGUCAAUAACUAAUGAGGAAGCAGGCUACGAACAGAAUUCUCUGCCGAUAACUAUGCAGGACAGUGCCCAAAGUUCCAGCCUAUUUUCUGACGGAAGAACAGAUGGAGCCAGUGCAGUGGUUUCUGAUGAUCAACAAUGUGAUUCUUUCACCAAGUUUGAUGACUGUCUGAUGGCUCCCACAGAGGUGAUGAACGAUGACUGCGUGGAAACUGAUCUCAUGAGCCAGUUACAGAUGAACCACAACAGAAAAAGCAGCUCAUCUUCAGCAAGUGUUAAUGCUUCAGAUGUCCCACUAUGCUCUGUGCAAAUCCAAGAUCCAGACUGCUGCUUUGUAGAAUUUUCAAAUGAACAGAUGUGUGAUCAGGAAUCACGUGAAUCCACUAUCACUGAAAAUAAUGAUAUGAGUGAUUUAUUAAACUCUGAGGUUUAUGACAACACUGAACUUCACCAUUCUGAGAAUCCUGUCCAGUGUGACAUACCAGACUGUUCAUUUCCCCAGACAAUACAAUCUAAUUAUAUGAGACGCUGAAGGAGGUUUGCAGGAAACAGAUAUGACAAUUACAAAACCACUUAACGUAUCCUCUGAGCUUUAGAAGUAGCCGCACCCAACUAUCUGGUGUCAGUUGAAUUAAUUAAUCAAAGAAAUAUGAAUUUUCGCUUUUAGCACAGCAAGAAUCACUUGUGCGGCUAAGGGGAUUUAAAAUGUCUGAUUUUUGUACAUCAACAAAUUUCAGAAUUUUUGCACAGUUGUAAUAUCGGGUGGCAAAAUGGCGCAGCAAGUGGAAGCUGCUGCCUCAGCUGCAGAUCCCAUUGGUUUGCACACUACUUCCUCUCGGUGAUCCAGCUUCAGUCCCGAUCUGUGGUGCUGCCUCUGCAGCUUGCUCCUUUUCCCUCUGACUAGGUGGGUAUCAACAUGUGCUGGUUGGUAGGUUAACUGGCAAAAUUUCAGGAGUUGAUGGGAAUUUGAGCAGAAUAAAAUCGGUUAGGAUUAGUGUAAAUAAAGAAAAAGGCUGCUUGGGGGGGGGGGGGGUCAGCUCAGACUCUGGGUGAAGGGCAUGUCUUCAUAACCUCCUGUAGACCAUUCAGCCCAUCAAAUGUGCCAUUCCAUCAUAGCUGAUUUAUUCUUAUUCUCAAACACAUUCCCCUGCCUUCACCCUGUAACCUUUGACACCCUGACUAAUCAAGGACCUAUUAAUCUUUGUUUUAAAUAUACCCAAACACUUUGCCUCCCAAUGGCAAUGAAUUCCACAGAUUUGCCACCCUCUGGCUAAAUAAAUGUAUCCUCACCCUGUUCUAAAGGUAUGCCCUUGUUUUCAGAGUCUGUGCUCUCUUUCCGACACUCUCCACAUCCACUCUAACUAGAUCUUUUGUUGUUUGAUGGAUUUUAAUGAGAUCCCCGCCCCCAUUCCUCUAAGCUCCAGCCCGGAGCCAUCAAACACUCUUCAUAAGUUGUAUGUAUUAUUCUACGUAUUUAUAUUAUAAAGAACAGUGGUAGACAAUAUGGCCCUCAAGCCUACUCUGCCAUUUCACAUGACUGAUUUUCAUCUUUCAUUCCAUUUCUCCAUUCUUUCAAAAUAGCCAUUAAUCCCCUGAUUCCAGACCUGAGGGAAACAACUUUUCAGCAGCCAUUUUGUGUUGGUCUUUCUGAGUUUCAAGAAACAUUGUAUACAGUCCUAAAGUUUUGUUUUUUCAAAAUUUGGGAAAAAAGUCUUAAGUAGAAAUGUCGUAGUUCGAUGUUGGUUUGUUGCCAAAACAAUGGUGCUUCAGAAUGGUGGGAAUGAGUAAUUCACUAGUGGUCAUCAUGUAGUGUGGGGAGUCAGGCUACAGAUGAUGAUGUACAUUGCUUGUGCUAAUAAUCCAUGGCGCCUCAUGGAUGCUCAAUUCUGAAUCCAUAGCAUGUAGCUUAACUUAUGGUGUCACACAACACAAGGUGUGCUUUGUGUGAUCAGAGCAUUUCCUAUAGAAAAGUCUACACAGUGGUCAUUUUACCAAAUCUAUCAUUUGAAAAAUACAGCUGCCUUGGUUUACUACCUCUCACAAGCCAGUUCUGCUAUCUUGAUGGCUUGUUGGUUUGGUUCACAAUGUGAUGAACAUUGAAGUCCUUUACUAAAUGUACAUACUGUAUAGUUACAUUCAAUGCAUUUCCAGAUGCCUUUCACAUGUCAGCAAAGGGAAGGACAGUAAGCAAUAAUAGAGACUUCGUUAUCGUUGAUAUGAUGCCUUGAAAAUUCACAAUCUAGAUUUGAAAUAGAGAUAAAACUGAACAAAUUACACAGUACCAAACCAGGGCACAGCAAUAGCCUUAAAUCUUCCCCUCAAGGCAUGGAUAGCCAAGCAUCUGAAGUGGGAGAGCUGAGCCAGGUACUUGUCAAGCAACAGUCAGAUUCCUCCAUCACAAUUCCUGGUACAUCCUGUCACAUCAACAAACAAAUCCACCCAAAAAAAACAGCAUUGAUAAGAGUAACCUUGGGAAUCUUCAAUAUUAGCUCCAGUCAGGAGCAAGGCUUUAAAUUUAAAUUUAAUGUUACUUUUCUGACCGUUGCUGAAAUUUUAACUUUUUUUAGAAUUGUGUUUUUAUUAUUAAAAUUUUAAAAACAGAAUUCUGACUUACUGAAAAGAUGUUCUAACCCAAAGCUUUUAAAAUGGACAUGUCAUAGCUACUUCAGCUAAAAUAAUGCUGCUUCAGUGAAUAUAAAUGUCUCAAUGUUCUUAUUUUCUAUUUGUGGUCAUUAUUAUGGAUUUUGUUUAAGACAAAUAUAUAAUGAAAAUCCAUGCAUGUUUUAAUUGAGUCAAUAUUAACAAAAAGAGGAUACAACGCCAUAAAACAAAGUGGCGUCUUUCUGCCUAUUAGUGUGUUGCCUUCGACAUUAGCAAACAUUGAACAUCAGUAGUUGCAGAUGCAGCUUCUAGUUGCACUCUUUAUUUGUAAAGGUUUAUAUUGUGGUGACCCACUUCCUAGCGCACUCGAACCGGCUCACAAAUAGCCAGCGCGCCGGCACAAAGGCCAGUCCCAAAAGGGCGCCAGGUGUGCUUCACCAACAAAGGGAAAAGCUCGCGCGGGACUGUGAAUACAUGCCCCCUACAGCAUCCACGCCCGGGGAGGGCGGGAUCAGGGAGGCUUUAAAGAGAAGCCGCGAAGUUCAAAUUAAAAUCUUUCUUAACUGCA